Peniophora sp. CBMAI 1063 is the source of this 234-nucleotide messenger RNA. Lineage: Eukaryota; Fungi; Basidiomycota; Agaricomycetes; Russulales; Peniophoraceae. The record is from the annotation of a GenBank genome assembly.
AUGAUUUUCAAGCUCUCCGACGUUCUUCUCGCACUCAGCGUCUCCGUCGCCUCCAUGGUCGGUGGCGCCAGCGCCGCCGCCUCUGUCCGUCGUGACGUCGCUCUCGCGGAUAACCCAGUCGACGCGUGCAACGGUAGCAACCACUAUGGCGUUGGCCAUAGCUGUGCCUGGCAAGGCGGCAACGAAGGCACAUGCGAGACCAACGCGAGCGGCGUCCUCGUCUGCACCAACUGA